AGCUAGCAACAACGUAACUCAGCUCGAUCAAGUUGCAACGAACUCCCCUAUCAGCAAGCUCAGCUCCAUCGUACAUGGAGCAAUCCUCCUCCAGCGCGAGGUCCUCCUCCUCGUCGCAGCGUGGUGCUCGGGAGCUGCAGGGCCCGCGUCCAGCACCGCUCAAGGUCCGCAAGGACUCCCACAAGAUCAGGAAGCCGCCGCCGCCGCCGGUGCAGGCGCGGCAGCCGGUCAUCAUCUACACGGUGUCGCCCAAGGUCGUGCACGCUGACCCUAGCGAGUUCAUGUCUGUCGUGCAGCGCCUCACCGGCGCGCGCGCCCCGGCGUCCGCCUCGUCAUCCUCCUCUGUCCCGGCGCUGCCAGAAGCGACGCAUCAGCCGUCGCCCCCCUUCCCGUUCUACGGGCACCACGUUGCGUCGUCCUCCGCACUACUCCCGCCGCCGGCGCCGCACCCGCAGUUGCACUUCCCGUUCCAGCUGCAGCAACAAGGGCUGCACGAGCUAAUCCAGCUCUCGCCCGCCGCGCGUCUCGCCGCCAUCGAGCAGGCGUCCGCGCGGAGCGGCGGUGGCGGUGAUGUCAGAGGCCUGCCGCCGUUGCCGAGCAUCUUGUCGCCGGUGCCGGGGUCGCUCCCGGCGAUCCCGGCGAGCUUCUUCUCCCCGCCGGCCGGAGCCGGUGUCGCGGGCGGCGGCAUCAAUCUGUUCGGCGAGCUGAUCAGCCCGGCAUUUCUUGGUGCAACGACCAGCAGUGGUAUCACCGCCGCCGGUGCAAGUCCAAAUUAUCCGGUGUUGCAACAGUUGCCGUCCGCAUCUGGUGCGUACUAUUGGGAUCUCUUCAACAACCACCAGAACCUAUGAAUGCAGACGAGAAUUAUUGGUCGGUCUUGCAAUCAUGGAUGGUGUGAUUCAUUUCCAUUUCCAUUUCCAUGCAUGCACGCACGCACGCACCAUGAUCGAUCGAGUCGCCUUAUAGGUUUAUUGCUAGCUGCAACGAAGCUUCUUCUCUUUUCAACACUUCUUUCUUCAAUUCCCCCCAUUUUUCCCUUAUUGACAUAAGUUGAGGAUGCACCCCCUUUGGAGGUGGUUGGUCAGAUUCAGUUC
Phragmites australis (common reed) is the source of this 1094-nucleotide messenger RNA. RefSeq names its product protein MKS1-like. Gene Ontology annotation, cellular component: nucleus. Bases 75 to 851 code for a protein of 258 amino acids. The record is from RefSeq and is a predicted model, not a curated record. Lineage: Eukaryota; Viridiplantae; Streptophyta; Magnoliopsida; Poales; Poaceae. The transcript has a single exon.